AUGCAAUCACCAUCAUUACAUCGUAUGCCGUCAAGUUCAAUCAAAUAUCUUUCUUCAUCUGAGCAAGUUCUUCUUACUAAUAUUUUCAAUGCAUAUGAAACAACCUGUGCAGUAGCCAAAAAUACUACUUUACAAAAUUUACCUACUGUUCAACAUACAUCUCUGCAUGCACUUGUCAAUGAAAUGUGUUCUGAAUUUCAAGUCUCUAUUGAAUAUUUAAAACUUAUACCCGAAUUUAACAAUCUCAUUAUGGAUGAUAAAGUGCGUCUAAUAAAAAAUCAUAUCGGUACGAUAGUUCAUAUAAAUGAACCUCUAAUGUUCCCAAUGCCGCCUACUAAUCUUAUUGGAUCAUGGACCAGUGUCUUUGGUCUUGAUAUAACUAAACGUCUUUUCAAACGUCAUCAAAUUAUUGAGCAAUAUAUCGUUGAUCCUAUUAUAUUAAAAGUACUUCUUAUUAUUCUUGUACUUUCAAGUAGCAAUUGUAGAUAUACUGAUUAUACAGAUAUGGAUCUCAUUUGUGAUGAUCCAUUAUCUAUAUUCAAAGCUCAAAAUAUUUAUGUUGAAUUAUUAUGGAAAUAUAUUUUAUUACAUUCAACAAAUGAACAACAUGCAGCGAAGUUUUUUAAUAGAUUAAUGAUAUAUAUAUUAUUUGCACAAAAUCUUCAUUUAGAAAUAGAUUAUUACAUAAGUUGUUUGAAACAUGAAAUAAAACAAAUGAAUCCAAUGAUACAAAGCAUGUGGUUGAAAACAGAUAAUGAAGAAGAUAUGAAUAUUUUUCAAGAUGUUACUCCGUAG
Messenger RNA from Rotaria sp. Silwood2, 795 nucleotides. The record is from the annotation of a GenBank genome assembly. NCBI's taxonomy places the organism in Eukaryota, Metazoa, Rotifera, Eurotatoria, Philodinida, Philodinidae.